Molecule: messenger RNA, 2212 nt
Organism: Halichondria panicea
Lineage: Eukaryota; Metazoa; Porifera; Demospongiae; Suberitida; Halichondriidae
Product: ATP-dependent RNA helicase DHX33-like
Exons: 10
Coding region: 164-2098 (644 amino acids)
Biological process (GO): positive regulation of transcription by RNA polymerase I
Cellular component (GO): intracellular anatomical structure; nucleolus
Molecular function (GO): double-stranded RNA binding; helicase activity; ATP binding
Source: RefSeq, a predicted model, not a curated record
UUGGGCUGGUAUAGCUGCUGUGGAGCUUGUAAUUAGCUACCUGUAUUCAUAACGUUCGUCAAAGUAUUUCUCCGAAUAGCAAAUCUGGUUUGCUGGCAUCUUCAGGAUCUAGGAGCUCCUCCUCUUCACAAGUUGUCCUCUGAUAUUCGGUUGAAGUGUCCUCAUGGCCGAGUGUCAGAGGUCACUGUUGCAGGCCCAGAGGAAGGCUCUACCCAUUGCCUCUGCUCGAGAUGCACUGCUGAGGGAGAUACGAUCUCACGAUUGUUGUGUGGUGGUCGGGGAGACAGGCAGUGGGAAGACAACGCAAAUACCACAAUAUAUCCUAGAGUCUGGUCUUGGUCGGAAGGGUUGUGUGGGCGUGACCCAGCCGAGGAGAGUGGCGGCUGUGAGCAUUGCCAUCAGAGUGGCUCUGGAGAGAUGCUGUCCACUAGGACAAGAGGUUGGCUACAGUGUUAGGUUUGAUGAUAAGUCCUCCCCUGCUACCAAGCUCAAGUACCUCACUGAUGGUAUGCUGCUGAGAGAGGCCAUCUCAGACCCACUACUCAGCAGGUACAGUGUUAUCUUGUUGGACGAGGCUCACGAGAGAACGGUACACACCGACAUUCUGUUUGGAGUGGUCAAGACUGCUCAAAAAAUACGCUCUGAGAAACAACUCAAGAAGCUUCGUAUCAUCGUCAUGUCAGCUACCCUAGCUGCCGAAUCAUUCUCAAACUAUUUCAACAAAGCCAAGAUCCUCUACAUACAAGGCAGGCAGUUCCCAGUAGAGAUAUUCUACACGGCUAUUAAGCAGCAGGACUAUACACACGCCACCGUCACUACAGUGCUACAACUUCACGAAGACUCAGAGAAAAAAGGCGAUAUUUUAGUGUUUUUAACCGGACGAGAGGAAAUUGAAAGCGUUAACUCUUUAUUAACUCUAUGCAAAGUUAUGUUCCCUUCCGAUUGGUUGGAUAUGAUUGUAUUCCCGUUCUACGCUGCCCUGCCCACUAAGAAACAACAGGAUGCUUUCCUACCAGCUAGAGGGGGUGCUCGAAAGGUCAUCCUCUCCACAAACGUUGCCGAGACAUCAAUAACCAUUCCCAACAUACGCUAUGUGGUGGACUGUGGCAUGGUGAAGGCCAAGGGCUACAAUCCUCACAUUGGACUGGACCUGCUCAGUGUGCAGCCCGUCUCAAAGGCUCAGGCCAGACAGAGAGCUGGUCGUGCUGGUAGGGAGGCACCUGGCGCUUGUUACCGGCUCUACACUGAGGACUACUUUGCAGAACUCCUCAACGACACUGUACCUGAGAUCCAACGCUCUUCCCUCUCCUCUGUCAUCCUGCAACUACUAGCUCUCGGAAUCUCAAACAUUGUCGAAUUUGACUUUAUGGACCCUCCGUCAGAAGAGUCCCUCGUGAGAGCUCUAGAGCAGCUGUAUUUACUGGGGGCCAUAGAAACAGACAGCUCAGAAGAGGGAGUCAAAUUAACUGCUCUGGGUCUCAAAAUGGCCCAGUUUCCAUUAGAACCAUCUCUGGCUAAGACUCUGCUAUCUGCAGGGGAGCAUGGAUGUGGCGUGGAGAUUGUGAAUAUUGUAUCCAUGUUGUCUGUUGACUCGGUCUUGUUCACUCCUCAAGAUAAGAGAGAACGAGCGCUCGAGAGUAGGAGAAAGUUUGUGUCACCUGACGGAGAUCAUCUCAUGCUGCUCAAGAUAUACCGUGCCUUCAAGAGUGUCAAGGGUAACAAGUCGUGGUGUCACGAGAACUUCAUUCACAUGCGUCACAUGAGCACAGUGAUGGAUGUACGCCGUCAGCUGACUGAGCUGUGUGGACGCGUGGGCGUGGAGCUCGGCACUGGAGGGGCUGAGUGUAGUGAAGGUGUGAGGAGAGCUCUCAUUGGUGGACUGUUUAUGAACAUAGCGGAGCACGCAGGAGAGGGGAAGUACCUCACGCACAAGACACGGCAGCAGGUGUACAUUCACCCGAGCUCGUGUCUAUUCCACGUCAAGCCACACCCACCCUGUGUAGUGUACUCGGAGCUGGUCUACACAUCCAAAUGCUACAUGAGGAAUGUGUCCGUGGUAGAGUCUGACUGGUCGACCACACCCACCACCCCUCGCUAGAUUGAACUCUGAACUGAUACCAUAAUAUUGUUGUCCACCUACUCAUUCACUAACUUCCUACUGUGUACUGUCAUCACCUAUUGACCUUUUCUUUCAUGCAGUGUCUACGCAUAA